Molecule: messenger RNA, 1244 nt
Organism: Glossina fuscipes
Lineage: Eukaryota; Metazoa; Arthropoda; Insecta; Diptera; Glossinidae
Exons: 5
Coding region: 86-1243 (385 amino acids)
Molecular function (GO): lipase activity
Source: RefSeq, a predicted model, not a curated record
GAUUUUGAAAUACUUUUCUAAAUAGUUAAGCAUUAAGCGUAGCAAUCGUAUGUUAAUCGUAAGUUAAACAAAUAAACCAACAACUAUGCAGAGAUCAAUUAUGGGGAAUCAACGCCGUAAUACACAUUUAUUUUUAAAGUACAUUUUCUAUGGUUUUCCAUUGCUGCUAUGCGGUUCUUCUUAUAUCGAGCCUAUCGUGUGUGAGUUGAAAUUUGGUAACGUUACCGAUACUGGCUUGAAUAGUAACCGCACAAGCAUAAGCAGCACAAGCAAUAGCAAAUUAACAUUAGACGUACUCUCUUCGGCAAAGUUUAUGCAAUUUUCGAAAAGUAUAAAAAAGUUGCCGCUUAUAAAAUGGGAAAAUCCGAACAAGCGCAGUAUAGAAAACACCAUACAAUUCAUUUACUACAAAAAUGGCAAAAUGCUAUUUAAAAGCUCUAGUGCGGAGGAACAUAAAUCUGUGGAUAUAACGAAAUGCUCAAAUGAAAAGAUCUCAAUGAUUUUUCAUGGCUGGAUGGAAAGUUGUAACACUAACUGGGUCAUUAAGUUGAGAGAGCGUCUUACAUACCAUAGAGGUGGUUGUAUUAUAUGCAUAGAUUACGGUUAUUGGGCCGAAGAGACUUAUUUAAAAUUAUGGCGUAAUUUCGAUAUCAUAACCGAAGUUCUCUAUAAAGAGAUUUUAUCUUUGAUUCAUAAGGGUCUCAAUCCACGACAAAGUUUUCUCUUCGGCUUCAGUUAUGGCGGCCAUAUUGUUUCAACCAUAGGACGUCGCCUGCCACCGAAAUAUAAAUUUAAAAAAAUUGACAUUUGUGAUAUGGCUGGGCCGGGUUUCGAUUUUUUUACUGAUCAUAAUCAUAAGGAUGCUGCCGACAAUGUUCAAUGCUAUUACUCGAGCAUAGGCAAGGGUACUCGAUUUUAUGAUUGCCAUCAGAAUAUACGUUUGGGUCAAUGCGGUUAUUCACAACUGGCGACUUUAACUCAAUCACUAUACAGCAGUCACGGUUUAUGCGUACAAAUAUAUAUCAAUGCUUUCGAUCAUCCAUUUUAUGCUUUGCAAAACCCGCCACGUUGGUGUGCAACCGUUAAUCCUGCCCAGAAUUUACCCAAAUAUUUUACAAUCGGUUAUAAAGAAUCAGGCUAUAGGCAUAUUCGUGGCGACAUUUUUGUACCUACUGGCCUUAAAUAUCCAUAUAAUCUAAGCAAAAAGCAAUUGGCCCGUUUUCAAGCUCUUCACGAUUAUUAGA